ACCCCACCGUGGACUAACCGCCAGACGCUCUCGCUCCUAGCACCACUUCUACACUCCUUUCAACGAAAACACUAGACAAAGGUCACAAUCUCAUUCUCCUAUCUCUUGCUUUCGGUCUUUGCGUGAUAUGUCUGGGGAAAAUAGCCGUGGCCCCACCGCGGAUACCGCAAUGGGAACUGCUAUUAAGGCCUUUUCUACUGCCAGAACUCCCCUGGCUGUCAAUAGCGGUGCAGAAAGGAAAACGCCGGAAGAAACCCUUCCUUCUUCUACAUCAGGCUCAACGAAAACGCCAUCCGCCACACCGGAGACAGGAAAGCUUUCAGCUAAGGAGCUCAAAGAAAAGAAAAAGCGAGAGAAAGCCGAACGUCGUCAGCAAGCUAAAUCUGAUACCCCUGCUGCUGCUGCUGCUCCUCAGCGCCCGCAAAAACCUCAACCACCGAAAAAGGAGGCUCAAGGUAAGGGGAAAAGGGGAAUCCAACCUACCGCGGCACAUGACUCUGGCAUUGUCAAGACAAUUUAUAGCCAACAGCCCAGCAAAGUUCACACUGGGGGGAGAGAGCAGGAAGCCGUUCCCGGGGCAAGGGAUAAGGAUCUUCCGGGUCUUAUGAGAGAGUUGGAGAUCGAGCAGCACGAGAAAAAGAAGAAGCCUGGGUUUGGGAUAAACAAUGCUCAUCCAGAUGUUCACCCCGCUAUUCUUACACUGGGCGUGCAGAUGAACCAAUUUAUCCUUGUUGGAAGCAGUGCUCGGUGUUUGGGAUUUAUGCUGGCAAUGAAACGAGUAGGUUUGCUUCCCGUUACUCUUAUCAUAAUAUAUCACUCGUUUUGGAUCCCGGGAAGCUGUAGCUUGAGAACCAUCUAAUGACUCUAUCACAGCUAAUUAAUGAUUAUGAGUGCCCCGCUGGAGCGACCAUAAGUCGCCACCUUCCUGGCCACUACUUUUCUCGCCAGAUCGAUUACCUCAUCUCCGCGCGUCCGAUGUCGACUGCCCUAGGAAAUUCGAUCCGCUGGCUUAAGACUGAAAUUGCUGCUGUUUCCCCUGAGCUCUCGGAAGAAGCAGCGAAGAAGCUUCUCUGUGAGAAGAUUGAUGUUUUCAUUCGCGAGCGUAUCACUGCCGCUAGUGAGGUGAUCGUGAAUACCACCGCCGCUCGCUACAUCAACGAAGGCGACACGAUCCUUACCUUCUCCAAGUCCUCAGUGAUUGAGAAGUCUUUACUCGAAGCACAUUCUCGCGGAACAAACUUCAAGGUACUUGUGGCAGAUAGUAGUCAUUUGUUUGAAGGAAAGAAUCUAUUGGCCACGUUGGUGAGAGCUGGGGUUGAUGUUGAGUAUAUCAAGACGACGUUUGUCGAUCAUUAUAUGGGCGGUGUCACAAGAGUUCUUCUGGGGGCUCAUUCCCUUCAGGCAAAUGGGUCUCUCCACUCGCGUGCUGGAUGUUCCAAAAUUGCCCGCUCUGCAUCCCAGAAAGGGAUCCCUGUGAUAAUUUGCUGUGAGAGCAUUAAGUUCUCGGAGAAGUUUACCUCGGGUGGAAUUAUUGGGAACGAAUUUGGUAAUAAUGCUUCUUUGGUUUCUGCCUUGCUUAUGCUGACAAUGCGCGAAUAGGUGACACCGAUAUAAUUGCCCCUGACAAUAAUUGCGACAACGGCGGGAUCUUCGGGGGCUGGCGUAACCAGCCCACUACCAGCCUUUCUAGUUUUAUGUUUGACACUACCCCGGCUGAGUAUAUCAAAGCUGUCAUCUCCGAACACGGAACACUUGGGCCGACCAACUGCCCCAAUGUCCUGAGGGCGAAUAGCAGCUCUACACCACAGAGGUAGGCUCAGACGGCAUAUUUGGCCACACCUCCGUUUGAUCUGCUGAGACUUUUGUUGCCUGUCUGGCCUGUUUACGCGGCACAUUGCUGCCCUCGCACUUAUAGUAGCUCAUGUAUUUCUUUCUCUUCUUUCUUGAUAUAGGGGACCAUUCACCUACAGCUUUCUUUUCAAUCAUCACCCCUUAUAUUCUUAUCAUAUCCGUGUUGAUUCGUCUCGUGGGCUUGAUUAUUUUUGAGAAUUCUGUAGCUCUUUUCCAUGGCAGUUGUGUUUGUCAUUAGAGGAUGGGGGAAUUUCUGGUACGUGGAUUUCUUUCAUUCUUUUUUCCUAAAUCUGCUUUCCAGGGGGGAUUUAUCAAAACGUCUGAGGUUUUUGUGCUUUCGGUAUUUCUUUUCUGGGUUGCGUCGGUAUGGGACCCUAGUCUCUACCUGUAGAGUGAUUAGAUUUUAAGGAUGGAAUGCCAACGACUCUAUCUUGGUGUUUUUUCUUCUCUCUCGCUUCAUAAUAUGUUUCUCUCUCUCUCUCUCUCUCUCUCUCUUCAUAAUGUGUUUUUCUCCUUUCCCAUGGCUUGGGGUUGGCGCGGGACUGCUGGAAUGAUAAUUUUCCUUAGAACAAAAUUUCAGCUUCUUUAUAGACCCAUUGACAUCACUAAGGCCUUUAGUGGCAUUCGAUCUUGAUUGUACCCAGUCCUCCCGCCACCGGUAUGUGAUACUUGAAGAGAGCAAUUACCUCAUCAACCCAGCUCCCUCCCUUAAUUCUUACACCCCGGACGCCAUAGCAAAAAAAAAGUCCAUCUUUCUAGGAUCGAAUUUCCCAAAGCUUAUAUAUAUAAUACACGCAUUGCCGCUCGUAUUAACGUUACCGCUACCUCAGGUGCCCAGGUCCAAAUCCCAAGUCUUCCCUUUAACUUCGGCAACAUCCUUCAACUUUGUCCCCAUCUUGACGACGCUAAAACUAAUCAUCCGAGGGUCCAAUCGCAAUGUACGCUGAAUCAAAUGCUGGGUCGGCGAGUUGGAAUCGAAUCUCAUGAUGAAGUAAUGGCCAUGGGUGUGAUACACCAAAUGCGCGCGUCGACGGGUUGGCAGCAUGAGUUUCUCCCAGUAGGUGUAUCCGCGGACGACUCCGCCGUUUUGUAAUACAGUCAUGCCAGCGGAUUUAGCGAUUUCUUUGAUUUCAUUGAGGGAGGUUGGCCGGACCUGUGAAUGUUGGCUAUCUAUUAGUAGGUGACGGGAGGGCGAGAGAAGAGGAAUUGGGAAUGAUAGACCACUGCGACGAGCUCGUAUAGCAUUUUGGGAGGACUGUGUAAGAUCGGAUAGUGGGAUA
Molecule: messenger RNA, 3131 nt
Organism: Tuber aestivum (summer truffle)
Lineage: Eukaryota; Fungi; Ascomycota; Pezizomycetes; Pezizales; Tuberaceae
Source: the annotation of a GenBank genome assembly